Chlorocebus sabaeus (green monkey) is the source of this 854-nucleotide messenger RNA. NCBI's taxonomy places the organism in Eukaryota, Metazoa, Chordata, Mammalia, Primates, Cercopithecidae. The record is from RefSeq and is a predicted model, not a curated record.
GCAGAAAUCGUCGGGUCUUUAGGUGGCAUCUUCCACUUAUUUUCUUUGUCACAGGUGGGGAUGCUUGUAGUGGAUCAAGGGAAGGGCAUGUUCAAGUACUCAGACCACCCCCUCAACCGGAGUUUGGGGCUGUCUUUUGACUAUAACGGGACUCUCGACAUCGUCAUCGCCCCCGGCCAGAAAGGCAUCCUGCUCCUGUGGUUUGAGAAGAGCCUGUUGUUUUCCCAUAAUGCAGGUCAGCUCGUCGACACUGUCCGGGUGAAAAAAGGAGAACAGACCUUGUUUACUUCCAUUUUUGAAGCCCAGAUCACCAUCCACAACAUUGCUGUCAAUGAAAACGAACUGGCAGUUAUAACUCGGGAGGAUAAUUUGUAUUACGGCAAUCUGGGCAUCGUGCCAAGUUCCAUAAUCAAAUUUGCAGACCAACACGUCUGGUCGGAAGACGCAGUCCUGAUGUUCAGGAGCUCAGGGAUUCUGGAAAUACUGACCCCACUGCGUGACGCAGCCUUUGCAGCUUUUGAUUUCCAGAAGUGCCUCCUGAAUAUCCAGGCAAUUCUCAUGGACCCUGAACUUCACGUUGGAAGAUGCAAUAUAGAGUUUCUGAAAGGAGAAUUUACAUACAGGAUGUAUACCAUUGACAUGCACAGCCAGUUGGAACUGACUGCUUUGUUGAUACCCCAGCCAGGCACAUCCCUGAUUCCUCUGGUGAUGGUGAGCAACCCCCACUCCCUGGGGUUCCAGGCCACCUUCUACGAGAACGGUUACACGUCAGACGGGAACACCAAGUACAAACUGGAUAUUUACUUAAAACAGCAACAGCACUGGGGCAGGACGGACUUCAACUUCACUUCCAG